This is a messenger RNA of Sebastes umbrosus (honeycomb rockfish), 1252 nucleotides long. Its product is annotated as neuroendocrine protein 7B2. Gene Ontology annotation, molecular function: enzyme regulator activity. Lineage: Eukaryota; Metazoa; Chordata; Actinopteri; Perciformes; Sebastidae. Gene Ontology annotation, cellular component: secretory granule. The record is from RefSeq and is a predicted model, not a curated record. The transcript has 6 exons. Gene Ontology annotation, biological process: regulation of hormone secretion; neuropeptide signaling pathway. The coding region runs from base 161 to 832 and encodes 223 amino acids.
UGAAUCUUGGCGAGAAACAUAUUUUGAAAUCCUUUUUUUUUUAAUCAUGUUUGUGAUGCAAGCUUUUAUUCUGAAAACCAGAAAUAUGUAAUUUUUUUUUCUUCUGGCAAGCGUGACAGAGGUCUCGAGCAGUACGCAGGUGCCACCAUCAGUACACACGAUGACAGAGAUGGUCUCUUUGGUGCGGUUCUCGCUGCUCGGCCUCAUCCUGGUCCUGCAGGUCUCCAGAGCUCCAGCCCGCAGCCCCCGCACGGCCGACCAGGUGUCCGAGGCCGACAUCCAGCGGCUGCUGCACGGCGUCAUGGAGCAGCUGGGCAUCGCUCGGCCCAGAGUGGAAUAUCCUGCACACCAGGCCACCAACAUAGUCGGGCCUCAGAGCAUACAAGGUGGUGCUCACGAGGGGCUGCAGCACCUCGGCCCCUUUGGCAACAUCCCCAACAUUGUGGCUGAGCUGACUGGCGACAAUGUCCCCAAAGACUUCAGUGAGGACCACGGAUACCCGGACCCUCCCAACCCCUGUCCACUGGGAAAGACAGCAGCAGACGGCUGUUUGGAAAACGCUCCGGACACGGCCGAGUUCAGCCGAGAGUUUCAAAAACACCAGCACCUGUUUGACCCGGAGCACGACUACCCGGCGCUGGCCAAGUGGAAUAAGGAGCUUUUGUACCAAAAACUGAAGGGAGGACCGAAAAGAAGAAAAAGGAGUGUCAACCCGUAUCUAAUGGGCCAGAGGCUGGAAAAUGUGGUCGCCAAAAAAUCUGUUCCUCACUUCUCUGAGGAAGAGGAGGAAGAGGCACCGACCGUCUCUGCUGCCGGCAAAACCACCACCUAAACUCCUGCAACAAUCACCGUUAUAUUUAUGUAGUACUCUCAGAUACAAGUUUUUAACACUACAUAUUUAAGCAUUUUGGUACACAAGCAAUAGAUUUGUGACUUCACUGACAAUGAAAUAAGAAAGCAGAGAAAAGAGAAGCAGCUUGAAAAUUGUUCAUGCUUUUUUUUAUUGUAUUGCAAUCUCAUUAAUUAGCCAAGAUCUUGUCUUGAUAUUCACUAAUUAGGCACAACAUGCUGUAUAUCUGUCUUACAACUGGUGCUCUUAUUUUUAACAUACAGGCUUAAGUAGAAUAGAAAUAGAAAAUACUUUGUCUGCUUUUCAUGUACAAAAGGCCGUGAUUUGUCUUUGGUUUGCGUGUGCAGAAACUGCUAUUAAAAGGAUACAAAGCACACAUAUCACAUCCAGACAGGACACAUU